Messenger RNA from Sardina pilchardus (European sardine), 4733 nucleotides. RefSeq names its product hatching enzyme 1.2-like. The record is from RefSeq and is a predicted model, not a curated record. Gene Ontology annotation, molecular function: metalloendopeptidase activity; protein binding; zinc ion binding. The transcript has 13 exons. The coding region runs from base 1582 to 3006 and encodes 474 amino acids. Lineage: Eukaryota; Metazoa; Chordata; Actinopteri; Clupeiformes; Clupeidae. Gene Ontology annotation, biological process: proteolysis.
AGUAUCCAGCUGCUGCAGGUAAGCUGAGCAGAAUGCAGUGCAGUCGGCCUGCUCAAGAUAACAGAGUUUAGUAAACAGGCACAUCUGGGCGUCUCUUACACAGAGUCCAGUAAACAGGCAAAUCUGGGCUUCUAACACAGUAAACAGGCACAUCUGGGCUUCUAACACAGAGUCCAGUAAACAGGCACAUCUGGGCUUCUAACACAGAGUCCAGUAAUCAGGCACAUCUGGUUAAAAUAACAGAGUCCAGUAAACAGGCACAUCUGGUUAAAAUAACACAGAGUCCAGUAAACAGGCACAUCUGGGCUUCACUAACACAUGAUGGCACAGCAGCGGCAUAUCCCUGUCACGCUAAAGAACAUGUCCAAGUUGUAAGCUGCACAGAUCCCACAUAGUUUGAGACUCAGAGAUCUGGUAUCACUGGAGAGGCAACACUUCUUCCCCAUUUUAUGUCACUACACUGUCAAUAAUAGCCUACAACACUGUCAGGUUUUGAAAAAGAUUAUGAGACUGAUUUCAUGUCAUUGAGGCCAUGUAGCCUGACAUUGAGAUUUUGACCCCAACCAAAAUGAUGAUUUGGAUGGAAAAUCAACUGUAUUUCUAUAUUUCCAUCUUGCUAUCUGGCUGUUAAAAGUGCAGCUUUUCAGGGUUACAGGACACUGCUGUGUUGCUGUCAUUUGAAGAGUUGUUCUAAAAUGUCAUGCAGUUUUCCACAUAGCUACUGUACUGUAAAUAUUCUGUAGAAUGUUGAUUUUACAACAUUCUCAUCAAACUGUUGUGAGGCACACGUUUGUCAGAAAAACUCUGGCAACAACAAAAGUCUAUUACAAAUGUAAAGAUGUCCAGUCUUUCUGCUGUUUUUAUGGCAUAAUAAUGUCAGUCUGAGUGUUACUACAGUUUCUGCCUAUGUGGAAGAAUUAAUAAGUUGAGGAAUAAUCUAGAAAUAAUAAUGAUUUAGUUAGUAAAUAGGGAAAUUCAUGACUUUGAUUAAGUGUUUACAUCACAUGAUAACCUAUCACAUAUGAUACUUCCUACUCCCUGUGUUGGAGCAGGCACAAGAAAAUUGAGUCAGAAUUAAAAUGAAACUGUUCUUGAGCAUAUCCAUCUCCUUCUUGUGUCUUUAUAAAGUGAAAAAUCCACUUCCUCAAGGAAUCCACAAACUCAGGAAUCAGGAUAUAUAGUUUACAAUGAUAUAAUCCGGUGUUUACACAAACAUAUUUAAUCGGAAUAGCUGUGUGGCAUGCAUUACAUUUCGGUGAGAAAUUCAAAAUGUGAGGCGGAAAUGGCACAAGCAGCCUAAAAAGGUUUUGUAGGCUUUUCACUCCAGUACUUGCCAUCCUCAGCAUGUUAGUUUGCCUUUCAUCUUAGUUAUGUCUAAGCUAAUUAUCUACAAAAACAUUGUGAUCCGAGACGUCUCCACCCUUAUUUAAGUGGUUGAUGUUGACAUUAAUAUAAGCCCACAGAAGGACACUCCUUUAGGAGGGCACUAUAUAUACCCUUACUGGACAGUGGUCUAGGCACAGCUUCACUCCUGGUGAAGGGUCAUCUGCAGUUGCAUCUCCAGACAGCACCACAAGCAGCAUGUACAGGAAACUGGUCUUCAUUUUGGUUCUGCUGCUGGGCCUGUCUCAGGUCCUGGCUCAAGAGGACCCAUCCAGUACAGAGGAAGUCGAUGAGGAAGUCGACAUCUCUACAAGAAUCCUGGAAGCAAACCAAGAAAUCUCUGGGUUCCUGAUGGAGGGAGACGUGGCCAUUCCAAGAGACAGGAACGCCAGGAAGUGCAGUAAUUGCAAGUGGCAGAAGUCACCAUCCGGACUUGUUGAAGUGCCGUACAAUGUUUCUGAUGCUUUUUCUGCCCAGAAGAAGGCUGUUAUUCAGAAUGCCUUGCAGACCUUCCAUGAGAAGACCUGCAUUCGUUUUGUGCCUUACGUCAAACAAAAAGACUUCAUCAGAAUUGUGUCUCGUGGCGGGUGCUACUCGUACGUUGGAAGGAAUGGCGGCGGACAAACCGUCUCGCUGAACGUGAACGGCUGUGUUUACAAAGGUGUUGUGCAGCACGAGCUCCUUCACGCCCUCGGCUUUUUCCAUGAGCAGACUAGAAGUGAUCGGGACAAGUACGUCAAGAUCAACUUUGAAAACAUCCGAGCAGGCGUUUCCCGCAACUUUAACAAGUAUGACACUAAUAACCUGAACACAGCGUAUGACUAUGGAUCCGUCAUGCACUACAGCAGAAAAGCCUUUUCAAAAAAUGGUAAUGACACCAUCACCCCGAUUCCUAACCCCGAUGUCAGGAUCGGACAGCGCAGAGAUUUGUCAGAGAUCGACAUUGUGAAGAUCAACAGGCUGUAUGAGUGUGAUGACUCCAGCAAUGUAACCAGCAGUAAUGAAACUCUGAAGGAGCUGAUCAGACGCUUGGAGGUCUCAGAGACCCAAGUGAAGAGCCUGGUCGGCCAAGUGAAGAGUCUGGUUAGCCAAGAUAAAGCUCAGGAAUUAUAUCUGACUGCAAUGGAGGCCAGACUGAGAGCCAGUGAGGACACAGUGGAUGCCCAGAGGACCCAGCUGCGGGAACUCCAGACACUCAAUGAAGGGAAUAAAGUGGCCUUUUCACUUUCACUUGAAACAACCACAGACAGGAACUCUGGACCCUAUACCACUGGAAAAACACUUAUCUACAAGCACAUCUUCAACAACGUUGGCAAUGCAUACGACCUUAAUACAGGCUUCUUCACCGCCCCUGUGAGAGGAGUGUACGAGUUCAGCCUCUCUGCUCUGAGCCGUGGCAGCAAUGUUGUCCUGGCGUUGUACCUGCGUAAGAACAGAGAGCGGGUGGUCACCCUGUACUCCACGUUCAAGAGCGAACACAACAACGUGUCUAACGGAGCGAGUCUGAUCCUAGAGAAGGGAGACGUGGUGGAUGUGUACUUGCCAGCCAACAGAAGGGUGCUGGAUAACCAAAAUCACCACACUACUUUCCGGGGACAUCUGCUCUUCCAGAUAUGCCUGUGAGCUCACACUGGACCCAAACACAGCAAACAGAUUCCUCUCUAUCUCUGAGGGGAACAGAAAGGUGACAUGGGGGAAUCAGCAGCCGUAUCCUGACCACCCAGAGAGAUUUGACUUCAUCUACUCUCAAGUGCUGUGUAGAGAGGGUCUGACUGGACGCUGCUACUGGGAGGCUGAGUGGAGUGGUGGUGAUGGGGUUUAUAUAGCAGUGGCCUAUAAGAGCACCCCGAGGACACAGAGGAGUGGGCAGAGCAGCAGGUUUGGAUUGAAUGCCAAGUCCUGGAGCCUGCACUGCUCUGGUAACAGUUACUCUGUCUGGCACAAUAGUAAGGACACUGCCAUACCUGCCCCCUCCUCCUGCUCCAGCAGAGUAGGAGUGUACCUGGACUGGCCAGCAGGCACUCUGUCCUUCUACAGCGUCUCCUCUAACACACUCACCCACCUGCACACGGUCCACUCCACAUUCACUGAGCCCCUCUAUCCUGGGUUUUGGGUUCUGUAUUCCAAUUCCUCAGUGUCCUUGCGUCAGAUCACAUGACCUCCUAAUCUUGCAGCAGAGGAGAGCCACACACACCUGUUUACACACUCCUGUGUGUGUGUGUGUGUGUGUGUGUGUGUGUGUGUGUGUGUGUGUGUGUGUGUGUGUGUGUGUGUCAUUUUCAUCCUCUGUGUUCCAUCUUCCCUCUGACUGUGUUUUCUACUCACCUCAGUUUCUCUUACUCGCUUUGUGUGUGUGAGGGGGGUUGUGUCUGUGCGGUGUUUGUUGCUCCUGCUUCCCUCCUGUGUGUGCGUGUGUGUGGUGUGUGUGUGUGUGUGUGUGUGUGUGGUGUGUGUUGCCCCUGCUCCGCUCCUGUGUGUGUGUGUGUUCCUCCUCUUGCCUCCUCUCUGUACCGGUCACUGUUCUCACUGUAUUCACUGUUCUCACUCACUCACUCACUCACUCACUCACUCACUCACUCACUCACUCACUCACUCACUCACUCACUCACACACACACACACUCACAGUCAAACACACACACACACACAUUCACACACUCACUGACACUCAAACUCAAUCACACACACAUACACACGCACACACUUACACACACACACUCACUCACUCACUCACUCACUCACACUCACACUCACAUAUUCAGACAGACACACACUCUCUCUCAUUCUCUUUCUCUCUCUGUUUCUGCUUUCUCCAUUCCUUCCUCUGUGUAGCAUCAUACCUCCUUCUGUUUCCUGGCUAUUUCUCCUGUUUCAUCCCUCCAUGUUCUUCCUCACACACACAUUUCUCUCCCCCUCUCUCUGUCGCUCCAUUUUAAUCCUGUAUUCUAUAUUUGAUCAUCUACAUGACAUGUGGUGAGCAUGUCGUAUCCAACUAGAGCAAACACACCAGACAACAAAUGAAUGGUGUGUGUUGAUGAUCUUAGAGUGACAUUUGAACUUGAACAUGGAGUGUUGUAUGUACUCUGAAGAGCGUUUUUUCUCCACCGUUAAUUGAUAUUAGUAACAAUGGAGUUUGUUGCUGCAGAGACUUUUUUACAUUGAUAUACUUGAGGGAGACAGAAGGAGGGGAGUUCCUUAUUUUCCCCUGUAUUUUUGAUUAUAAAUGAAAUAUGUUAUUGUUUCAAAUGUUGUCUUAACCUUGAUAUGUUUAUUUCCACAAAGGCAAACAGGGUUUGAUUAAAAUACAUACAAAUUAAUUGAAAUAAAAUGUUAAAUGUAUGUUAUGUUCAA